Molecule: messenger RNA, 333 nt
Organism: Ogataea philodendri
Lineage: Eukaryota; Fungi; Ascomycota; Pichiomycetes; Pichiales; Pichiaceae
Exons: 2
Coding region: 1-333 (110 amino acids)
Source: RefSeq, a predicted model, not a curated record
AUGAACUCGGCUGGUGUGUCCAUUGGCUGCUCAUCUUCGUCGUGGUAUCUCGUGAAUCCGUCUCCCAUGUCGUCGUCGUCCUUCGUGAGCCCAAUUUUGGAGUCUAGUGUCCGCAGCGAGGAUUUGGACUUGUUGUUCGAAGUAAGGGAGUUCAGGCUGGUAUUGGUCAGCGGUUCUCUUUGGAGGUCCACCAUCGAGACAUCCUUGAGGUUCGAGGCCAGCUCGUCGUACACUGACGACGAAUUAAUUGAAUUGUUGGAGUUUGUGGAGACGUUAGACAUUUCCGUGCCCGGUGGGCCAACGGAAGAGUUGCUCAUAGUGAUCGAAUUUUAA